GAUGAACUGUUACCACUUUAUUCUUUGCUACCGUUCCUGAUAGAACAGAAGUGAAGAUGUUUCGUGUUCUGACAUUUGCCGUUCUUUUAGCCAGCGCGCUGGCUGCCAAGAAAUACAAUGGAUACAAAGUACUCAGGGUAACUCCUAAAAAUGACCAGGAGCUUGGGAAACUCUUCUCACUUAAGGACACCGUGAAAGAUUAUGUCGACUUCUGGAAGUCCCCUACCACAGUCGAUCGCCCUGUCGACAUGCUAAUCAGCCCUCUGCACCAAGAUCUUGUUGUCGGUCAAAUCAAUCGUCGCAAUCUCGAGUUCGAAGUCACAGUCCAGGAUCUUCAAAAGGAUAUCGAUGGGGAGAGGGUGGAAGCGGUGCCUGGCUUUAGCUACACCGAUUACAACACCCUUGAUACGAUUAAUAACUGGAUGGACGACUUGGCUUUGUCAUAUCCAAAUCUCGUAGAAGUCGUUGACGUCGGAAGUUCUUAUGAAGGACGGACGAUUCGGGCUUUAAAGAUAAGUGGAGGAACGGGAGGAAAACCGGUCGUUUGGUACGAAGGCGGCAUCCACGCCCGCGAGUGGAUCUCCCCAGCUACAAUUAUUUACAUGACUAAACUGCUCGUUGAAGGUUACGUGGCCAACGAUUUGGACGCAAGAGAUAUAUUGGACAAUUUAGACGUGUACAUGCUGCCUGUGUAUAACGUCGAUGGUUACGAGUUUACCUGGACCGACGAUCGCAUGUGGCGCAAGACACGCAAACCACUUCCACUCUCAUCGUGCUAUGGUGUAGAUCCGAAUAGGAACUGGGAUUACGAGUGGGUUGCAUCCUCGAUUAAGUGUUCAGAGACAUACCCCGGUCCUAACGCAUUUUCCGAAAUUGAAGUCUCCUCGGUGACCGAUCACAUACAAAAACUUAACAAUGAACGUGGCGUUCUUGCUUUCAUCGACUUUCACGCAUAUGGUGAGAUGUGGAUGACUCCAUGUGGAUACACAGAGACUUUACCACCAGACUACGCCGAACAGAUUGAUGUGGCUACUAGGUCAGUAAGUGCACUGCAAAGUGUGUAUGAUGGCGAAACAGUGUACCACACCAAUUUGGGUCCAAUUGCUACAGUUAUAUAUGAGGCGCAUGGGUCGAGCGUUGAUUGGACGUACGGAGAGCUUGGCAUUGUUCACUCGUACGCCGUGGAGCUUCGUAAUACGAGGAGUUUCAUUAUCAGCUCGGCGUACAUCGAAAAAUCCGGGAGAGAAACGUACGAGGCUCUGAAAGUCACAUCUUUACACGUUAUCCCCUAAUUCUUCAGCCUGGGUGGUUGUCUAAUUCCAUUCUAUAAUUCUACAGGCCUAAAAAUGUGUUUUAAAUUUGUGUGGAGGUAGUAUACUGCAUUCAUAAAGCAUCCCGAGCGACAUUGUUAAUCAGUUUUGUUAAACCAAGUCGGAGGUUUGGUUAAAAAUUAGUCACAAAAAAGUCACCAGAAAAAUAAUUCAAUAUUACAAACAAUAUCAAUGUAGGAUAUGGGAAAUUACUGUUUAGAUUUCAAAUCUCUUGAGUAAAUUUAAACAAUUAUGAUCAUUUCUUGUAAUAAAGGUUCUUAUAGUAUACAAGGUUGGAGAAUAGUGUUUUUAACGUAUCAACUCGGAUUUUUAGCAUAGCUUCUUUUACUGAACAGCAAUGUUACAUGUCUAGGACUGGUAGAUGUUAUCACAUGCCUGAUAACUUGAACUUGAAAUAAGAAAAAAAAUAAUAACUGUUCCAAUCUAAAAGAACUGUGCGACGCCAUACUGCUGUCAAUAUAUACGGUGAUGAUCUUUCAGAAUAAGCAAUCCAAAUAACAAGGUUUGGAUACAUUGGCAUCGCAUCUGUGCUUGUUCUUACAAUUUACUUUAUUUCAUCCCAUUUUUCUAAUUCUCAGAUUUUUAACAAAUCUAUUGGACUGUCAUAUAUUUCGUCAAGGGGGAAACUAAAACACCAAAUAACACAGUGUUGAAGGGUUUCAGAAAUACACAAAAUACCGAUGCCUGCACUCGCAGUAUAUCUAUAGCAAUUCAUAAUCUAUGAAGAAUAAAUAAUUAUCUCCUUUGUCAUUGA
Messenger RNA from Lytechinus variegatus (green sea urchin), 2085 nucleotides. Its product is annotated as carboxypeptidase B-like. The coding region runs from base 57 to 1292 and encodes 411 amino acids. The transcript has 10 exons. NCBI's taxonomy places the organism in Eukaryota, Metazoa, Echinodermata, Echinoidea, Temnopleuroida, Toxopneustidae. Gene Ontology annotation, biological process: proteolysis. The record is from RefSeq and is a predicted model, not a curated record. Gene Ontology annotation, molecular function: zinc ion binding; metallocarboxypeptidase activity.